This is a messenger RNA of Sporisorium graminicola, 2955 nucleotides long. RefSeq lists its product as uncharacterized. The coding region runs from base 1 to 2955 and encodes 984 amino acids. The record is from RefSeq and is a predicted model, not a curated record. NCBI's taxonomy places the organism in Eukaryota, Fungi, Basidiomycota, Ustilaginomycetes, Ustilaginales, Ustilaginaceae. The transcript has a single exon.
AUGGCCGCACCAGCCAGCUUCUUCAGCCAUGACAGCGCCAGCGUUGCUUCCUGCUUUGGCGACGCACCAGGCUCUUCCUCUUCUCAUCACACCUCGGCGGUUGAUGUCGACGACUACAGAAUCCUCCAGCCGGGCGACUUCAAAAGAGUCAAGAGCCACAUGAGCCUGCGUUCCAGUUUGCGUUCCAUGCCCGCCUCGCGCGUCGAUCAUGGACUAGACUUGGCAUCAUCCCCGCCGGCCACGACAUCUUCCCACAACAACACAGCGAGUGCUUCACUUGACGCAUCGCUUCUGCCUCCCGACUUUGAUCUCGUAAUUCAGAGCCGACCGAAGCAGCUCAUCCAGCGACAGAGUGGCGAUCGUGCCACCUUCGGCCCCUGGCAACACGAUUCGGAUGGCGACUCCGAUGCUGAUGACGAGCUCGCUACCGUGCCCACACAGCUCAACAACAACAGCAAGUCGCUCCACCGCAAUGUAGACAACGACUCGGAUGCCGAGUCGGUCACCACACCUCACGAUGACGCUCAGCAUGUCCCGUCGUCCACGGCAGCGCCCGAUGCUUCAUCGCUUUCUCCUCCUUCUGUGCAGGACCCGCAUCUCCACCAGCUCAAGCAAGAGGCACACGAGGUGUGGGCUGCCUAUAGAUCCAGCAUGACCCCUCAGCACCGUUCACUCGCCUCGGAUCGUAAUAACGACGCCACUCAGCCCGCCCACAUCCCCCCUCGCGUCACAUCGUCGCAAAGAUCCUCGCUUGUCGUCCUUAAUGCUUUGCCUUCGAUGGGAAUCGAACAACCAAGAGGUUCCAGCGCUACGAGCAGCAACCAUUCUCAUUCGUCGAGCCAACACACACGGCUCCCUUCCGAAUCCUUCUCUCGUCUAAGCGCUUCCGUAUCCCACGGAUCUGGAACCCAUUGGAGAGCGCCUUUGUCGUCCGACUUCCACUCUCACCGCCCCUACACUGCGUCCAUCCUGUCGUCCGCCUCCGAGCACAGCUUUCUCAGCUACCAGAAUAGCUUUGAGAGCGGCAUGAGUCCGCUUCUUCUCGACCGCUAUGUCACAUCGAGCCGGCUACCCGCUCGUCGAGCCCAGCGACCUGCGACGUCGGGAAGCAUACCCGUCACCCCUGCCCGCGUUUCUCACUACACUCCCUCUGCCGCCGCUUCCACGCGUCCAGCUACCACCAACGAGCUGACUGCCGAGGAAAGGCGUCAACAGGUGCGAAGGACCAAGAAGCUCACGCAGAUGCUGGGCGAAGAGAUGCUUUUCACCGAGCCGCACUCUUCUCACGUACGAUCAGACUUGCGCAGCAGAUCGCGUCCGCAGAGCGUGCCAUUUGGGUCUCACCCAAGGGGCGUUCCAGCCUCAGCUCCCGCCUUUGCAUCCACAGCAGGCAGCAAGACUCGCGCACUCUCGCGGAAGCUGCUCCACAGUCGCAGCCACGGUGCCAAGAGCUUGGACCACGCUUUCUCCGACAUGACGCAGCCUCCUACUGUGACGCCUAUUGGUCUCAAUCGCAAAGCCGCGGCCGUCCUUGGUAUUCCGCAUCCGUACUCGUCUGGCGCGCUGGCACGCGUCUCGGGCGAAGAGAUGCUGGCCAGCGACGACGAGCUCGAUGCGAUGAGGGGAAUGCACCCGCGCAGCUUCAUCCCCUCUGGAUUGGAAGAGUUCAACGAGCCAACGCCCAAGGUGGCCCAGCUUGCCACCUUCUCGGCUGCAGCUCUAGACGAAGCCGCGUCGCCCACCCUACCUCAGGAUGGACCUUUCCGAGUGUUUGAUCGAUCGCACCUAGACCAUGCUCUUGUCAUGUCUGAGAGUCGCAAGUUGGCGGCUGCCCGCGAUGAGCGGCGGCGUCGCGUUGCCAAGAUGUCGCGCUGGCUUGGCGAGGCGGUACCGGCUGAGCUCAUCUUGUCGGGAUCUGAUCAACGCAAGAAUGCCGUGAUCUGCAGCACCGAAGCUCGUGUACCUUCGCAUCAGUCAGAGACCAGCCAUGAUUCGGCCGCGUAUACGGUCAGCGAGGUCAGCCAUACGACGUCUUCCACUGGUCACGGCUCCCUGUCGCAACAAGGAUCGGCCAACUUGCAGUCCUUCAUUUCGAUCGACAGCUCGGACGAUGAGUCAGAUGACGAGGCUGAGGCUGCGCCCGCCGUCGAUACGCCGAUGCAGCGUUCUCAAGAAGAGCUUGGUGCUGUUGAGCCUUCGUCGAGUAGUCCAGCUGCCGCGGUGCGCGACAGCAUUUCUGCCUACCGCACCUCGAUCGAGAGCUACGAGUACUUGCUCGAGAACGAUCACGAGCGACUGACCGAGCUUGCUUCCAUCUUCCAUGGUACGCGUGUGGCUGCGCCGAGCGUUGCUGCUGUUGUUGUUCAGACUAUGGCUACCGUUGCUCGGCCACCUCGAUCGCCCGCUCGUCCUCGGACCUCGCCUGCUGCCGCUGCUGUGUUUUCCUCGCUCGUCGACGCUGGCCACGGCUCAGGCGCUCGAUCUUCCACGCUGAGCUCCAGCGUCGGUGGCGUUCCGCGCCGAUCGGCGGCCUUCCUCGACCUGACCGAUUCCGAGAGUGACAGCACCGAGGCCGACGAGGAGCUGCUGGACAUUGACGACCUCUCCCCCUGCUACUCUGCGACGCUCCGACAGAGGCGACUGGAUUCGCACGAUCGUUCCAUCUCCAAGCUGAGCAAAAUCUUUGGCUCGACGCCGUCGCAGAUCGUACGUCUGCAGAGCGACAUUGCUGCUGCUGCUGCGUCGAGCACCGACUCGGUCGUGUUUAAGCAAGACUACGCCGCAGCGGCGCAGAGCAGGGUCGGUGGCGCGAAGCGCGGAGAUGCGCUGAGGCAUGUGCUGAAGUCGCUCGAGGAGGAGGCGCUGGACGAUUCCAAGUUGAAUGUGUUACAGAAGUCCGAGAUCUCAAGGAAGGUGCAUCUGUUGAAGAAGAGGACGUCGAGGAUGUUUGCGUGA